Messenger RNA from Phascolarctos cinereus (koala), 905 nucleotides. RefSeq names its product WAP four-disulfide core domain 3 (gene WFDC3). Gene Ontology annotation, molecular function: serine-type endopeptidase inhibitor activity. Gene Ontology annotation, cellular component: extracellular region. The record is from RefSeq and is a predicted model, not a curated record. Lineage: Eukaryota; Metazoa; Chordata; Mammalia; Diprotodontia; Phascolarctidae. Gene Ontology annotation, biological process: innate immune response; antibacterial humoral response.
AAGUAGCAUGGCUUAAUAGAAAGAUCACUGAAAUUGGAGACGGGAAAUCCUGGAUUCAGAUCCUACUCCAAUACUUAGAUUUGGAGAGAGAAUCAAAUAGCCACCCAUCUGCUCCAAUGUAAUGUCAAGACAAUGAGAGCAAAGCAACUUUGGUGGACCUCCUUUGGAAGACAUGAACAAAAGUCAGCCACGAUGAGACGGCAAGACGGACUGCAAUCUGUACCCUUAGAAAUGAAGCCACAGGUCCUACAAAGAUAUCCCACAAAAAUCCUUCACCUCCUCCCCUGGAUUCAAGUGAACCACUUCCUAGUACUGACAACACCACAGAGGCUCCUGCAAAUAUGGGGAUCACUUUAAAGGAUGCAGCUACAAAGUUAUCAGAGAAACCAGGCCUCUGCCCUAAGGAUCUCCUUCCAUGCAAAGAGCUAUGCCAUGGAGAUGAUUCCUGCCCUCAUGGCCAGAAAUGCUGCAGCACAGGCUGUGGGCACAUGUGCCAGGGAAACACUGAAGGAGGGUGGAAUGGCCAUUGUCCACUUAUCCUCCAGAGCCUUUGUAUAAUGGGCUGCAAAACUGAUGAGAACUGUCCACAUGGAGAGAAAUGCUGCAAGUCUGGCUGUGGCCAGUUCUGUGUGGCCCCUAUCCUAACUCAAAACUCCACCCAGACCCCUGAGGAGGAGCCUGCCCCUCAAAACUUUAAAGAGACUCCAAUCCCCAAAAUACUUCCAGUUCUAGAAACCCAGGUGAACUAGGUGACCUGAUGUCCCAGAGCUUCCUCAACUCCAGGAACAGCUGGACUUCACUGGCCUCCUGGGGUCCCUGACCUUGGGGAAUAGAUGGCUCUACUCACUGGCCCCUCAAUUCUGCCCCCAUUGCUCUUCUAGGAUCCUGCAACACAGCUUUGGGAA